AUGACAACCAGAAAUACCAACAAUAAGUUGCCUUCUCGAAUGGCGGCAACCGAAGAACCGCCAAGUAAAAAAACUAAAUAUUCCAAACUCCGUAAUAUAAUACCAGAAGAAGAAAUAGAUGUUGACACUGAACCAGAAUUAACUCUUCCCGUUGCGAUUAAAAAUGAAGACAUCAGAGCAAUUGAUUAUUUAUUGAAUAAAAAAAUUGACGUUAACAUUAAUCAAGAAUCUUCUUCACCAGCUCUUGAUCGAGCCGUCGAAACACAAAACUCAGAAGUAAUUAAUAAGUUAGUUGACCAUAAAGACGAUAUUGACAUUAUUAAUGAAAAUAAAACAGCUUUACAUCUUGCUGUUGAACAAAUUAACAAAGCAAUGGUUGAAAUACGUCAAAAACCUAUAAUAAAUGAAAGAAAAGUAAACUUAAGAGAUCAAGGUCAUCCGACACAUCUUAAUGUGGCCAUCAAGUCUGGUUACUUCGAGAGACUUCGACUAUUAAUAAACUCUGUUGAAGAUAUCAAAGAAAUCGUUAGUAUAUUUCAUCCACUGUAUUAUGCAGCCCAAUAUAAUGCUGUCGAAGAAGCUGAGUAUCUAAUUACCCAAGGAGCUGAUGUUGAUACUUUUAAUAAUAAUUCAUCGUCGCCAUUUUAUCAAUGCACGCCAUUAAGCGUCGCGAUUAAUUGUGGAAGUUUUGAAGUGGCUCAAUUACUAAUAAAUAACCAAGCUAGCGUUCACACUCAGACAAAAUGGGGUAAAAAACCAAUAGACUUAGCUAUUGAAAAAGGCAAUUAUCGGAUAUUUAAAUUAUUAGUUGACUCCGGAGCGACUGUGGAUUUGUCUUACCAAGAUAUAAAUCGAUCACACUGGGCAGCUUAUCAUAAUUCAUUGGAUAUCGCUGAGUAUUUAUUUUUCAUAGGAGAUGAUAUUCAUUCUAGUUGUCUCCACAGAUUGUCAGACUUUUAUCAGUAUACUCCAUUACAUGUUGCUAUUCAGCAAGGAAGUUUCGAAGUUGCUCAAUUCCUUCUUAGUAAAGGUGCCGAUGUUAACAUUUGUGGAAAAAAUGGCGAAACACCGCUUACAAUUGCCAUUGAAAAGAAGAAUUCUGAACUAUUUCAGUUACUCUUCGAUGCUGAAGCUAAAAUACAUAAUUGUCCGAAUGAAGAUUCACCUUUACAUCAAGCUGUUGCUGAAAAUAAUCAUUACGUUACGAAGUUUUUACUCGAACGUGGAUUUGAUGUUAAUGUAAUAUUCAUUGGAAUAGCUGUGGAUCAAAGUAAUUAUGAGUUGUACGAGUUGUUAUUAAAAGCUGGUGCAGAUAUUAAUAAACCUACAAAUAUGACACUCUUACAUAGAGCUGUCGGUGUAAACAAUUAUCGUAUAGCUGAUGAUUUAAUUGAACGCGGUGCAGAUGUUAACGCAAUUGAUAGAUUUGAAACUUCAAAGUACCGUGGUUGCUCACCGUUACAAAUUUCAAUUAUGAAUGAAAAUAAAGAAAUCGCAUCAUUGCUUCUUGAAAAACAGGCAAAAGUUAAUGAUAAAAAGUUUGUUAAAACUCCACUUGGUAUCGCUUGCGAGUGCGGUAAUUUUGAGUUAGUCAAGAUACUUGUCAACGCAGGCGCUGACAUUAAUCAAAUUUCUAACAAAGCGAUGCCAUUGUACUGGGCCGUUUAUAAACAAAACUAUCAAAUUGUUGAAUAUUUAAUUGAUUGUAAUGCUCAUGUUAAUAUUUUUUGUAAAGACGAAACCUUACUUUAUCACGCAGUAAUUAGAGGUCAUAUAAAAAUAGUUGAGCUUUUGCUUGAAAAUGGUGCCAAAGUAAAUGCAGUUAAUGAUUCGGGUGAAACAGCUCUUAUCGCAGCGGUUCUAGGAAAUAAUUUGGAGCUGAUGAAAAUUCUAAUCAAUGCUGGAGCUCAGGUGAAUUUACGUAACAACAAACAUCAUUUACCAUUACACCGGGCAGUUCAGCGUAGAAAUUAUAGUAUUACUCGAUAUUUAAUCGAACAAGGAGCUGAUAUUAAUAGUGUCCGCUUUAACAGUACGCCACUGACUAAUGCUUGUUCCGUUGGGAGUAAAGAUAUAGCUGAGCUUUUGAUUAAAAAUGGAGCUGUCAUUGAUGAUGGAAGAAUAUGUAUGACAGCUCUCGGCAUUGCUUGUCAGCAGGCUGAUUUCGAAUUAGUUGAGUUACUAGUAAACUUUGGAGCGAGUGUUGAUUUUCUUUCCGAUGAUGCGACUCCGUUAUAUUGGGCAGUUAAAUCGAAAAAUUUGAAUUUUGUCAAGUAUUUUAUUGAUUAUGGAGUUAAAGAUAUUAAUGCUGGUCAUUGGGGUAAUACCCCAUUGUUCUUAGCAAUUGGAAAUCAAGACCUAAAUAUAGUUGAACUCUUACUUGAACACCGAGCUACAAUGGAAAAUAAUGGUCCUGUGGCUCUUGGAUUGGCUAUCAAGACUCGUAAUUUGAAAUUAGUUGAAUUAAUAUUACAUGCUGAGGGUUUAGAUAUAAAUGCUCCGGGUCUCGGUACUCAAACGCCAUUGGAAAUUGUGGUACAAGAUCAAAAUGUAGAACUGAUGAAGCUCUUACUUAAUUAUCGAGCUAAUAUUGAUUUUAUAACUAGACAAAGUAGGAAAUUUAUUUUUCAUGUUUUACACGUAGGAACUAUCGAAAUGCAGAAGAUAAUAUUAUCUGAAAAUAUUGACAUUAAUUGCAGAGAUAUUAAUGAUGAAACACUCUUAUUGACUGCUAUUAGAAAGAGAUCAUUUCGAAUAACUAAACUUAUACUUAUGAGAGAAGAUUUUGUCAAUAUUAAUGAUGUCGCCCAGGGCGAGUCUGCGCUUCAUGAGGCUGCUAAACAGGCACAUCCGUUGAUAUUGAAUCUUUUAUUAAAUGCUGGAGCUGAUAUUAAUCUUGUAAAUAAAGCCGAUCAAACGGCUAUAAGUACAACCAAUAUUGAGAGAAUUAAAAAAAUUAUUAGGGAACACAUGGUAAAAUUGAAGGCCGCUGGUUGGUCUAUAAUUAAUCAAAAUAGAAAGGCAAUCAAGCACACAAAAGGAUUGUACGAUUUUUAUAUUGAAUGUUUAAAAGAAGUCGAAUUAAUGAAAAAUUUGAAAAUUGACAAAACUAUCAUGAGUUAUUAUGAUGUUAUGCAUAUGAAACAACAUGAAAUGGCAGUUAAAUUAAAUAAUUUUAACGAUGAAACUUUAAAUGAACAAGAGUUGCAGUUACAAUUUCCUUUGUAUGGUCAGAUAAUUUACUAUCGUUUAGUUAAAAGCUUACAAAGAAAGAAAUUGUUAAACACAAGCACUAAUGUAUUUGGUACAUUACUUUCUGGUCAACUACCGUUCGAUAUUAUAAGAGCAAUUAAUCCUUAUUUAAAUAAUAGAGAUCUUAAAGUUUUAUCUCUGUGCUAA
Messenger RNA from Microplitis demolitor, 3399 nucleotides. Its product is annotated as ankyrin-1-like. The record is from RefSeq and is a predicted model, not a curated record. Lineage: Eukaryota; Metazoa; Arthropoda; Insecta; Hymenoptera; Braconidae. The transcript has 2 exons. The coding region runs from base 1 to 3399 and encodes 1132 amino acids. Gene Ontology annotation, molecular function: protein binding.